Lampris incognitus (smalleye Pacific opah) is the source of this 5754-nucleotide messenger RNA. RefSeq lists its product as uncharacterized. Gene Ontology annotation, cellular component: membrane. NCBI's taxonomy places the organism in Eukaryota, Metazoa, Chordata, Actinopteri, Lampriformes, Lampridae. The transcript has 10 exons. Bases 365 to 1318 code for a protein of 317 amino acids. The record is from RefSeq and is a predicted model, not a curated record.
CUUCUUUCCUCAGUCCUAACCCACUUCAUUCAUUCAUCCAGCCCCCUCUCCUGCUUUUCUUUCUGGCACCAGUUUGUCCAGAGGUGUUCUGCUGCGGCCCGUCUUCCUAACUUGGUCAUGUUCCCCGUCUGCAGAGCCAAACACGCUGAUACCAUCUUUAAACAAGCUGCAUUACAGCCCGUCUGGCUGCUGCUCACUCCACCGACCAGUCCAGUUGGUGUCUGUCUCCCAGUGAGACCAGCAGUGUGAGACCAGCAGUGUGUGACCAGCAGUGUGUGACCAGCAGUGUGUGACCAGCAGUGUGAGACCAACAGUGUGAGACCAGCAGUGUGAGACCAGCAGUGGAUGGUGGGAAUUUGAGAAGAUGGCGAAGUGCAGAAACUUCAUGCAAGGGCUGUCCAUCAUCAUCACCGUGCUGCUGCUGGUGUGCGCUGUGUUCAUGACGGUGGUGGGUUUCUCUUCUGGCUACGGCAACAGGUUACCUACUCAGCUGGAGCCGUGGAGCAGUGAUCAUGGCGUGCUGCUGCUGAGGGUGUUCGGCCCCAUCACAGUGGUUCUGUCUGUACUGGGCAUCUGUGCUGCAACAACAGACAUCAAACCCCUCCUGCUCCUGCUUUCUGCUGUGAUGUUUGUGGAGUUUGUGGUUCUCAUGGUCGUCGCUUCACCGCUGGUUCAACUCCAGACACAGAUGGAUGGUGUGAAUGAUGAACUGUUUGUGAAUGUGACUCCUCUCUACAGAGAAAGCACUCAGUUUCAGACCAACCUCAACGAUCUUCAGGCCAAGGAAGCCUGCUGUGGUCUCAGGAGUUAUUCUGACUGGAAGGAACAAUUUCUUGCUUCUUGUAUCUGCAGCCCACUCAACCAACUACCACAUUCAGAGGUGGCGAACUCUACCAUAGAUGGUUCCUGUGUUUUGGCAUUAACCUCAUUAAAGGAGGAGAACUCGUCAAACGAGACAUGGGUUCAUGCCAAGAUGAAAACACUAUGCACCCUGUCAUUUUUCCUGGCAAAGUCCUACCAGACACCAACCAUCCACAUCACACACUGCUGCAGCCUGGGGGACCUGGAGACUGGUGGAUUAGUUGUUAUCUUAAACACAGCAGAUAAAAAGCCCUGUGGUCCAAUACUGAAGAGUAAUCUGAGCCUCCUCUUCAAACUCUGUAUAGGGGUCAUAUCAGCCGUCGCCACAGUGAUGAUUUCAGCCAUAGUGCUCUCCUUGGUAUUUGGCCUGGAGGAGUACUGGAGAGCGCCCCCUGUUGAGACCACAGUGGAUGACUACAACCGAGUGAAAUACCAACCCAAACCGUUGCUUACCUGACCCAUGACCUUUGACCCUUAAACCCCUGAGAGACUGCCAGACAUGAACGAGAACCCACUUAUUUACAAAGGAUGGAGGAUGUGGUAUAUUGUCAUCUAUUGUUGUAUACUGUACUGAUUGUAAAGCCCUUCCGGACUACCUUGUGAUUUUGGGCAAUAAAAUAAAUGACUUGGAAGUCCAACAAUGACAGAGACCCUGUCGACACAGAGAUGGCCAACACCAGAGCCCCACCUGAAACCUCCCAGCUACAGAGAUGGAUGGGUAGAUAUAGACAGACGGACAGAUGAGUGUGGCCCACACAGGGUUUGUGCAGACUUCGACAGGGAUGUGCUAAAAAACUGAAAUUUAAAUAUUGCUUAUUCUCCAGAGAACCUGUUGAUUAAAAUGUCUGCUGUCCGAUUCUGUUCAAAGUGUCAGUAACACCCUUCUCUGUUUUCGCAUUUUAACUUUAAUCCUCAGCUCGCUCCUUCUGUUCAUAUCAGAACACUGAGGGAAGUCUCACUAUCGCCUCCCAGCUGCUGAAUUCAGAAGUUCAUUGCUCAAGUAUAGAAAGAUGAAUUUGUGCAGAGGAUUUGUUUCGUCUCUUCUGCACUCAUAGCAUCAAACAAUGUGAGUAAUGGUCUCCAUAUUAGAGGAAAUUUCCGGGUUUUUUUUAGUAACAUGGUGAAUAUUACUGUGAAACCUAUUCUUUAAACACCAGAACCGUUUCCCUUCAGACACGUAAACACUGGCAAAAUCCCAGUAAAAUGCUAGAAGGCUUGGCAUGGCAGUAGCUUCUCUGCUAACAACAGCAUGUAGCCGGGAAGCUAAGCUAGCUUUAGCUUACCGAGGCACGUGACGUGCAACUAAUAAUUACGGUGAACAGCACUUGUGUCGUUCUCGGGGCUUCUGCAGGGAAACCAUGUGACUAUUGUCUGAUAUCUGCAGCAUUGCUGCACCACCCACUCUGACUUAGUUUCUGCUGUUGCUCAACUUUUUCUCAAGUUCAAGGUUGUAAACGAGACAACUAGUUGUAGCUCAACAUGGCGACUCAUCGCGAAGGAAUUCUUCUGCAUCACGAGAAUCAGUUAUAACUUCCCCGUAAACUUCCGGUUGAUUUACUACAGGGUGAGAGGGGGUGAAACAGAAAUAAAAGCAUUAACUUAGAAUUUAAGUUAAUAUUUCAAUUGUGUAUAACUUUAUUCAUUUCUAUUUUAUCCCAUUUGUUCAGCUGGGUUACUCGUGAUUUACUGGAGCGUAGGUUGUAAAACUGCAAACACAAACACGGCAAUACAUGACACAUUACAGUUAAAAUGAAAUAUGUGCAACGAUAUUACAACAACUUUCUUCUCCACAGCUUUCCAAAUUCCAGAUAAAUAAGAGUUAGGCAUCAUAACUUAUACAGACCAACAAACGUGUUAACUUAGAAAGCAACCUAUGCUAGCGAUUAGCUUAGUUGAUUAGUUAGCUCGACUCAUAAAACUAAUGACAACGAAUCAGACAGGUAGGAUGGAGCAAGCCCAUGUAGGAUUAUAUAAGUCAGCAGAAGCACCUUGUAUUCUGAUCUAACAUGGAUAGGAAGCCAAUGAAGGGAGGCAAGAAUUGGUGUAAUAUGGUCAAGUUUCCUAGUUUUAGUUAGGAUUCUAGCUGCAGCAUUCUGAACCAUCUGAAGACUUUUAGUACUAGAAUGUGGCAGACCUGAGAACAGAACAUUACAGUAAUCAACUCUGGAUGAAACAAAUGCAUGUAUUAGAAUCUCUGCGUCAGCCAUGGAGAGAAAAGACCGAAUUUUAGCCAUGUUACGUAAAUGAAAAAAGGCAGUCUUAGUGAUUUCUUUAAUGUGCUUAUCAAAGGAAAGGAUGGGAUCAAAAGUAACACCAAGAUUUUUGGCUGCCACACUUUGUGAAACCACAGAGUUGUCGAUUAUUAUCGUUACUUGAUCAAAUUGGUGUCUGUGUCUAGCAGGGCCAAUGACCAGCAUCUCGGUUUUAUCUGAAUUUAAAAGCAGAAAGUUAAGUGACAUCCAGUUUUUCACAGUAGCCAAGCAGGCCUCUAAGUUAGUGAUUUGAGUAUGAUCAUCAGCCCUUAUAGGCACAUACAGCUGAGUAUCAUCAGCAUAGCAAUGGAAAUUUAUUCCGUAACUGCGUAUAAUUUGGCCAAGAGGUGUAAUGUAAAGAGAGAAAAGUAGAGGGCCAAGAACUGAGCCCUGAGGCAAACCAUAUUUAAUGUCAGAGAAUUUUGAUAUAUUAUUAUAGCAGACACAAUGUGUUCUUCCAGAUAAGUAGGACUUAAGCCAAGAGAGAGCUAAGCCAGAGACACCAAAAUUACAAUUUAAUCUAUCCAAAAGUAUACAGUGAUCAAUAGUGUCAAAGGCUGCACUGAGGUCCAGUAGUAGAAGCACAGAAGUGGAAUCAGAGUCGAUCGCCAGUAGAAGAUCAUUCACCACUCUGGUCAGAGCAGUUUCAGUGGAGUGACAGGGCCUGAAAGCCGACUGAAAAGGUUCAUAUAGAUCGUUUUCUUUUAUAUGGGUCAAAAAUUGUUGAUACACAACUCUCUCAUUAGUCCAAGGCAGAAACAAUUUCGAUACAAUUUAAAUACAAUAUUCACAAUAUGUAUAUCCCUAGAAUAUACAAUCCCUGGUAACUGGUAUAUAAGGAAAAAAAAUAAAGAUAUGGGGAAGGAAAAAUAAAUGAAUAUGUUUAAACACUUCUAUUUGUGAAACUUUAUAUAGGCCUACUGUGGUCUGUGGUGACUAAAUAUCUUAGGUCAUCAGGCAAAGUUUUUAGUUUGCUUAGAUAUGUCAAAAUCGGACCACAGGUGGAGAAAAAUGUAUCACUGGACCCCCUAAGAGUGUACUUAAUCUUCUCUAACUGUAUGAAAUGCAUCAGACCACUCAACCACAUAGACACUUUAGGUGGGUGUUUUGAUUUCCAAUGUAGUAAAAUUCUUCUGUGAGCAAGCAGUGUUGUGAAAGCAAUGAUGGUUUUAUGGCUUUUCCUCAUUAUAGAGUGUUCCCCACCUGUGAUUCCAAAUAUAGCUGCUGCUGCAUUGGGUUGGAAAUCAAUAUCAAGUGCUUCCGACAGUGAUUUAAAAACCAUAGACCAGUAAGUUGUCAGAGCCGGGCAUGACCAAAACAUAUGGGUUGAGUUGGCAGGGGUGGUAUGGCACCUAUUUACAAUUUACGUCUGAAUUAGGGUAAAUCUUAGCUAGUCUUGCUUUAGAAAAAUGAGCAGGACGUAGGACUUUAUUAUAUACUUAGUCUUGCACAGGAAGUACUAUCAUUCACUUUUUGUAAAGCACAGUUCCAGUUGUCCUCAUCCAUGUCCUCUCCUAGCUCAGCUGCCCAGUCUGCCCUAAUCUUAGCAAGAGUUAUGUUUUUAAGAGAAGCUAUACAAUCAUGUAUCCUUGAAAUUAGUCCUUUAGAAUUAAAAGGGAUCUCUAGCAUACCAUCUAAAUCUGAGACUGAAGAUACGUUUGGAAAGUUGGGGUCAUGGCUCUGAAGGAAGUGGCGGACUUGAAAAUAUCGAAAUAAGCUAGACCGAGAGAGCCCAAAUUUGUGUGAUAAGUCAUCAAAGCUUGCAAAUACACCGUUUAUUUAUUCUUUAAAUUUAGAAAUACCUUGUCUUUGCCAAAAAGAGAACGCAGAGUCUAAUCUAGCUGGGGGAAAAAGGUGAUUAUUGCAUAUAGGACUCAUGCUAACACAAUGUUUGAACCCAAAGUUCCAUCUAAAUUGAAACCAUAUCUUGAGGGUAUUGACGACGACUGGGCUUUUAGUAAAGUGUGUAAUAGAAAGAGGAGAGCUGGAAGUGACCAGGGCUGUGAGAGAUGAUGAAACACAAGAUGUAGCCUCAAAGUCACAGCAGUCUGUAUCUGGCGCGUGAAGCCGAUACAUAAUUUUUUGAACAUUUGCAGCCCAAUAGUAAUAGCAAAGAUUUGGAAGAGCUAAGCCACCCUGUAAUUUAGGCCUUUGUAGUAAUUCUAUACGUACUCUAGGGAUCUUAUCGCUCCAUAUGAAUAAAAUGAAAGCCUUAUCAAUCGAUUUAAAAAAGGAUUUAGGAAGAUAAAGUGGGAUACAUUGAAACAAAUAAAGGAAUUUGGGAAGUACAUUCAUUUUAAUACAAUUCACUUUUCCUGCCAAGGACAAGUGAAGUAACUUCCACCUUUUCAGGUCUAGUCUGACUUUCUCAAAUAAAGGAGAAAAGUUUUCCUGAUUAAGACUUUGCAUGUCUCUCGUGAUAUUAAUGCCCAAAUACUAGUUAAAGCCAUUUCUAGACAUUUGGAACGGUAAGGCAUUACCUUGUAUUUGAAGAGCCAAGUCAUUAACAGGGUAACAUUCAUUUUUGCCAAAGUUUACUUUGUACCCAGAGAAUGUACCGAAGCUCUCCAAAGCAUGGAUAAUGUGAGGUGUGCUUAGAACUGGAUCUGAAACAUAUAAUAAUAAAUCAUCAGUGUAUAAA